Molecule: messenger RNA, 911 nt
Organism: Tuber melanosporum (Perigord truffle)
Lineage: Eukaryota; Fungi; Ascomycota; Pezizomycetes; Pezizales; Tuberaceae
Exons: 6
Coding region: 88-738 (216 amino acids)
Biological process (GO): vesicle budding from membrane; late endosome to vacuole transport via multivesicular body sorting pathway
Cellular component (GO): multivesicular body
Source: RefSeq, a predicted model, not a curated record
GCCACAAAUCCGCCGCGCUCUCUCUCCAACCCACAGGGACACAAAAAUCAAGCUUCACUCGAGAGAAACUUAGACAAUACCUCCAAAAUGAAUCGUCUCUUUGGCUCCAAGAGCACUGCACCAAAGCCAAACCUCCAGGGCGCCAUCUCGAACCUCGAAACCCGGAUCGAAUCAAUUGAUGUCCAACUCUCAAAGCUCAAUGCGGAGCUCUCCACCUAUCAGCAGCGCUUGGCUAAAAUGCGAGAUGGGCCCGGAAAGAGCGCAUUGAAACAAAAGGCACUCAAAGUCCUACAGCGCCGAAAGAUGUAUGAGUCUCAGAAGGACCAGCUCCAACAGCAAUCCUGGAACAUGGAACAGGCUGGAAUGAUGCAAGACAACCUCAAAAAUGUUAUGGUCACGGUCGAUGCGUUAAAAACCACGAAUAAAGAGCUCAAGAAGCAAUAUGGGAAGAUCGAUAUUGACAAAAUCGAGCAGCUUCAGGAUGAGAUGGCGGAUCUCAUGGACAUCGGGAAUGAUAUUCAAGAGUCCAUUUCUAGAUCAUACGACAUUCCAGAAGAUGUCGAUGAAUCCGAGUUAGAUGCUGAACUUGAGGCUUUAGGUGAAGAGGUAGAACUGGGUGGGGGAUGGGAUGCUGAUACGAUCGGCGGGGAGGUCCCGAGCUUCUUACAGGCCGAACCGGGAAUUCCCGAUUUUGUGGAUGAGCCCCCUGCAGGUGAAAAGGUCAAGCAGGCAAUUUAGAGACAUAUCCUGAAGCUUAAAGCUCCAUCCCCAAACGGUUGGGCUAUUUUUUGUAAAUCCAACUAUACCCUUCCUUCGAUAUAAUUUGUCGGGGUUUCCCAUGAAUGUAACGGUAUUCACGGGGGUUUCUUUACCUGUUUCUUUGGAGUUGGUGUUAUCAGGGUUCAAUUGGG